Messenger RNA from Belonocnema kinseyi, 935 nucleotides. RefSeq names its product protein Dr1 (gene NC2beta). Lineage: Eukaryota; Metazoa; Arthropoda; Insecta; Hymenoptera; Cynipidae. Gene Ontology annotation, cellular component: negative cofactor 2 complex. Gene Ontology annotation, molecular function: core promoter sequence-specific DNA binding; general transcription initiation factor activity; protein heterodimerization activity. The record is from RefSeq and is a predicted model, not a curated record. The coding region runs from base 222 to 725 and encodes 167 amino acids. The transcript has 2 exons. Gene Ontology annotation, biological process: RNA polymerase II preinitiation complex assembly; negative regulation of transcription by RNA polymerase II; positive regulation of transcription by RNA polymerase II.
AUGGACAUGUUUACUGGCGAAAAAAAAGUGUAAAAUAUGUACAAUUGUUUCAUCGGAAUAAAUUCUAGUAUGUUACUACGAUUUGUUAAGCAUACGAAAUCGAACUAAAAGAUAGUACGCUCUGCAAAAGUGAUUAAAAAUAUUUAUUUCAUUGGAGUAGACAAUAAGUUACAAAUAAGUAAUAACGAACUAUUUUCCAAUAAAGUUUGAGGUAAGCAAAAAUGGCCUCGGCAGCAAUGUCACCGACGGAGGAUGACGAGCUCACGUUACCUCGUGCCUCAAUAAACAAAAUGAUUAAAGAAAUCCUGCCCCACAUUCGUGUGGCCAACGAAUCGCGAGAAUUGAUUCUAAACUGUUGCACAGAAUUCAUCCACCUUUUGUCCUCAGAAGCCAAUGAAAUUUGCAACCAGCAGCAGAAAAAGACAAUAAACGCCGAGCACGUUUUACAGGCCCUGGAAAAACUCGGUUUCGGCGACUACAGCGCAGAAGCUGAAGCAGUUUUACGUGAUUGUAAAGCUGUAGCUGCUAAACGACGAAGACAAAGCACCCGAUUAGAAAAUUUGGGAAUCCCUGAAGAGGAGCUUCUUCGUCAGCAGCAAGAACUCUUUGCAAAAGCGAGAGAAGAACAGGCAGUUGCUGAACAACAACAGUGGCAACAGCUCCAAGCUGUCGCUCAAAUGGCUUCGAUGCAGCAAACCGAAAGCGAACAGGACGAUUAUUCGUAAAAUAAUACAUGUAAAAUGUAAGGAACUCGAAAAUAAUUUAUAAUAGACCCGGUUAAUUUUACGAGAAGAACAAUGAUGACGAUAAUGACUAUAGUUUAAAGUGAAGUGUAAUCUAAGAUAAUGAAAUAAGUACAGAGGGAUCUUAAGUUGAAGAAAUUGUACAAUGACGAAUUUAUGUUUAUAACAAAAAUAAAUACAGUGUGAUCACAA